Trichobilharzia szidati is the source of this 1329-nucleotide messenger RNA. The record is from the annotation of a GenBank genome assembly. NCBI's taxonomy places the organism in Eukaryota, Metazoa, Platyhelminthes, Trematoda, Strigeidida, Schistosomatidae.
CAUUACUGCUAACUACACAUUAAAAAAAUACUUUUUUUGAGUUUUCGACUGCUUAAUGCUGCUGUAAGAGUAUAAUCAUUUCACACAUAUACACUGCAUACUGCUUAUUUUUUCGAUUUUGUACAACAAUUGUAUAUGUUUAGAAAUAUUCUCUCUUUCUCUCUGUCUAACCUGGAAGGCAAGAUCUUUUGAAAAACUUCAUCAUAUUGUCUGUAACUAAACAAUAAUUAUGACUACAAAUAUGGGAUUAUUGUUAUAUUUGAAGGAGCUAAUAAUUUUAACCAUCAAAGUAAUCCUUGGCAUUAUUUAUGAUUGCUUUGAAACACUGAAAUUGUACGCGUUCCCUGUUUACAAGGAUAUCAGUGAUGAUGUUAUAUUAAUUACAGGUGCAGGGAAUGGAAUUGGUCGUGAAAUGUGUCUACAAUUUGCUAAGCAUUGUUCAAAUAUACUAGCGUUGGAUGUGGACGAAAAAGGUCUUGAGGAAACUGCUGUUUAUGUGAAAAGUAGAAGAGGUGUACAAAUUAAACCAUACCUAUGUGAUUUAAGUUCUCUAACAGACAUUGACCGUACUGUCAAUGAAAUACUAGAAGAUUAUGGUCGUGUUACAAUCUUGGUGAAUAAUGCUGCAAUUAUUAAUUUAUUGCCAUUGCUGCAUCUCAGUUUAGACAAAUUUGAUAAAUGCUUUAGAGUCAAUCUUUAUGCGUACUUCUAUCUGAUCAAAGGAUUGCUACCAGGCAUGCUUGGCACAUCAGUGUCAUCAGACUGUUCAAAUCACACGAACAAUAGACCUGCACGUGGUCAUAUUGUAUAUGUAUCCUCUGGUGGGGGACUACUACCAGUUCCUCGGUAUACAGAUUAUUGUGCAACUAAAGCAGCCGGUUUAUUAUUAUCUGAAAGUUUAGAAUUAGAAUUGAAAGAGAUGGGUGUUGCUGAUCAAAUACACAUCACUCGUGUUAUACCACAUAUUGUAAGAACAAAAUUAGUCGGACUUAUUACAGGAUCGAAGUCUCCAUUACUCCCACUGUUAGAACCAGAAGAAUGUGCCAAACAGAUUGUAGAUGGCGUUCUUCAGAACAAAUCAGUUGUUUAUAUUCCUCGUAUUGUUCGCCUAAUGGCUAUCUUAAAGAUUCUAUCACCGAACUAUGCCAUGUCUGUCAUUAGAAAUUAUUUUCGAGAAAAGUUACUUUUCUCUACCAACGGAACAAAAUAGAGAAGCGCUUGUGAUCGGCAAGAUGAAAUUUAAUUUUUUAAAAUUUAUCUUUACUGCACAUUAGUGAUGAUUGGUUUUGUUGAACACCGUGUGAAAUAUGACUAGAACUGGCUUUAGCU